Molecule: messenger RNA, 11860 nt
Organism: Ruditapes philippinarum (Manila clam)
Lineage: Eukaryota; Metazoa; Mollusca; Bivalvia; Venerida; Veneridae
Product: ATP-binding cassette sub-family C member 10-like
Exons: 20
Coding region: 466-5295 (1609 amino acids)
Biological process (GO): transmembrane transport
Cellular component (GO): membrane
Molecular function (GO): ATP binding; ABC-type transporter activity; ATP hydrolysis activity
Source: RefSeq, a predicted model, not a curated record
GUGCACCUGGGUAUUUUCAUGUGGAUUUAUUUAGUAUUUGUAGAGUUAUUGUCCUUGACUUUGUAAAAAUUUGCAAUUUUCAACUUGUGUAGAUUAAAAAGUAUUUGACAUAGGGUCAUGAAACUUUACAGGAAUGUUGAUCAGCAAGUGAAGUUGUGCACUUUGGGUUUCGCUUGUGAAUUUAUAUGUUGUGUCAGAGUUAUUGCCCUUGCCUUAAUGAAAAUUUGUAAUUUUCUAUUUGCGUCAUGUGAAGCUCAAAAUGUAUUUAAACUAAUCAUGAAACUAACAGGAAUGUUGGUCAGCAUGUGGAGUUGUGCACCUUGGGUUUCGCUUAUGGAUUUAUCCAGUAUUUGUAGAGUUGAUUUAGUAAAAACCGUUUCAUUAUGUUGUGCUAUUUGUUCCUUGAGUGCUUGAGUAAGAAUCAACCAACUUUACAGAUAUGAUUAUCAACAUCACUGUGAAGCUAUGCACCUGAAAGCUAUGUCAGCUUCAUUUUGGCACCAGUUUUGCGGCCAUGGGGAGAACUUUACCACAUGGAAGAAUGGGGACUUUGGUCACUGCUUUGAGCAAAUAGUUGUGAUAUGUCCUAGCUAUGUUAUAUUGGCAAUAUUUAGCUCAUAUUACAUUGCUGCAGCUAAACAUAAUUCUCGCGGAGCUUUCCUACCUUUACCAUGGUAUGUGAAAUACCGUUUUUUGUGUACAUUAUUACUGUGUGUAUUAUCAACUGUGCAGGUUGUGCUAACAAGAAUCUUGAACCAGAUAACAGUGAGCUAUGCUGACAUUGUGACAUCAUGUAUUUUAUCAAGUGGCUGGUUGAUUCAUAGUGUUUAUGUAUACAGACUGAAAUAUUUAGUUUGGAGCUCAUGGCGAGGUGCCUUUCCUAUGGUUCUAAUAUAUUUACUGUCUCUUAUCUCACUUGGUGCCCAGCUCCAUACAAACAUAGUGCAAAGGUUGAACAAUUCACCUAGUCAUAAUAAUGUUGAAGAAUUCUCUGUUUAUGUAUCAGGGUUUUUACAGAUUUCAUACUUGUGUACACUCUUUCCUAGGGGAGAACGUGUCACCCUUGUUGAUGAUGACAUUUAUUAUAGAGCUAUUAAUGAGAGUGUUGAUGAAAGUAGUUCUUUAUUGGAGGGAUCACGGAGAUCUUACCGGAGCAUAUCACAAAGAAGUAGCACCGUUGUGACAGCUGAGUAUGACGUCAAUUGUAUUUCAUGGUUAACAUUCCACUGGGUGCGACAGCUUCUAGUAAAAGGAGCAAAGAAAUCUAUAAAAAGUGCAAAUGACUUAUUCUUUUUGCCAGUAAGAUUGAGCACAUACAAUAUUUAUACAAAAUUUACCUAUAUAUUAACUGGAAAAUGGGAUGAUAGGUUUCAAAGGAAGGAAAGUUAUUCUUCAAGAUCAAGUCUUAGCUCUAGCAUUAAUAGCAUUCCUGAUGUUCAGUUUUCUCAUACAGGUCCUAAUACAAGACAUUCAUUCUCAGAUGAUUCAAAUUUUAAACCUUUGAGCCUGUUAAAGGCAUUGAAUAAAACUUUUGGUUUUGAGUAUUUUUUAUUAGGUAUUUUAAAGCUUUUAACUGACUGUCUUGGUUUUGCUGGACCAAUUUUACUAAACUUAUUAGUUUCAUAUAUGGAGACUAAGUCAGAAAAGGAAGAGAAUGGGUAUUUAUAUGCUAUGGGUCUGUUUUUAUCAACGUUACUAGGAGCAUUUUGUUCAACACAGUUUGAUUAUAACUGUAAUGUGGUAGGGUUGAAGAUACGGACGGCCAUUAUAUCAACUAUAUACAGGAAAUCUCUGUCAGUGAGCAGUAGUGUCAGUGUAGGAAAGUUUACAAGUGGGCAGAUUAUUAAUUUCAUGAGCACAGAUACAGACAGAAUUGUGAAUUUUUGUCCAAGUUUUCAUGCUGUGUGGAGUCUACCUUUCCAGAUUGCUGUUUCAUUGUAUCUUCUACAUCAACAGGUUGGGCUUGCAUUUUUAGCAGGUUUAGCAUUUGCCCUGAUCUUGAUUCCUAUUAACAGAUGGCUAGCAAAGAAGAUAGGUCAACUGAGUACAGCUAUGAUGGAACAAAAAGAUAACAGAGUCAAGGUAAUGAAUGAGGUAUUGUUUGGGAUGAGAGUUGUCAAGUUUUAUGCCUGGGAAGAACAUUUUGAGACCAAAAUAAAUACAUUAAGAGAUGCUGAAUUGAAAAGUCUUAAGGGAAGGAAAUAUCUGGAUGCUAUGUGUGUUUAUUUCUGGGCUACAACACCUGUCCUGAUAUCAAUUCUCACAUUUACUACAUAUUCUUUGAUGGGCAACCAGCUUACAGCUGCUAAGGUGUUCACAAGCCUUUCUUUGUUCCUGAUGUUGAUAAGUCCCCUGAAUGCGUUUCCAUGGGUGAUAAAUGGAUUAGUGGAGUCAUGGGUCUCUCUAAAGAGAGUUCAAGCUUUCAUUGCACUGAAAGAUUUUGAUCCUGAGCACUAUUACUCAUCUAAUACAGUGUUACCUAGUGACUGUGCAUUAAAUAUCAGAGAUGCUGAGUUCUCUUGGAAGGAAACUGAUGAAGAAUCUUGGAAAGAUAAAAAGAACAUAAGAAAGGAACCAGACAGAAAUAGAGCAUCAAGCCAGGAGCCAGUUCUAAAUGAUAUUCCAGAGAGGAAGAGGAAACUGACCCAGGAACCAGCUGAAAAAAAUAGUAAUGAUAGGAAAGGAUCAACAAGCCAGGAUCAAGACAUUCAAACUGAAUCACAGGGAACUACACUUAGUCUGGUGGAUAUUUGUAUGCAUGUUACAAAAGGUCAGUUUAUUGGUGUAAUUGGUAAAGUUGGCUCUGGAAAAAGCUCACUACUUAGCUGCAUGCUAGGUGAGAUGCACAGGGUCAGAGGUCAUAUUAGGGUAAAUGACCUUGAACUUGGUUUUGCUGUGGCAGCACAAGAGCCAUGGAUACAGCAUGCUACUAUUAAGGACAACAUUCUCUUUGGAAGACAGUUUAACAGCAGAAAAUAUGAAAGAGUUAUUGAUGCCUGUGCCUUGAUAGAAGAUUUUAAGACAUUACCAGCUGGUGACCUGACAGAGGUAGGAGAAAAUGGUGUAACUUUGAGUGGUGGUCAAAAAGCUAGAGUGGCAUUAGCUAGAGCUGUUUAUCAGAACAAAGAUGUGUUUCUGUUGGAUGACCCAUUAUCAGCAGUUGAUGCUCACGUUGCCCAACACUUGUAUCAGAAAUGCAUCAUGGGAUUGCUAUGGGGGAAGACCCGUAUAUUGUGUACACAUCAUACAAAAUAUCUAGUCAAUGCUGACCAGAUUAUACUGAUGAAUGAUGGGAAAAUUGUCAAAACAGGAUUACCAUCAGAAAUUUUGAAUUCUGAGGAACUUGCAUCUUUGAGAACUGCAGAGGAACAAGUCACUGAGUCACAUGAUCUUGAAUCACCAAUGGCAACUGAGGAUGGUUCCCUGGUUGAGGAGGAGGAGAAGGAGACUGGUGUAGUGAAGCUAGGAAUCUAUCAGUCAUACUGGAGGGCUGUUGGUACCUGUCUUGCUCCCAGUGUUCUUUUAGCUCUAUUUUUCAUGCAAGCAUCAAGAAAUAUAAAUGAUUGGUGGUUGUCAUAUUGGGUCUCACAUUCACAGAAACCAGGUGAAAUUGUAUCUAACCAUUCCAAGUCAACAUUCCUACUUUAUCAUGAUACAUAUACUGACCUUCAAUCUGACAUAUCAAGGAUGGUAACAAUCAACAACAGUAUAUAUAAUAUGACUACUGCAGGAGAUAACAUAGUGUUUUAUCUGACAGUAUAUGGAUGUCUAGCUGCAGCAAACUCUAUAUUUACUUUGUUUAGAGCAUUCCUGUUUGCCUAUGGUGGAAUAUGUGCAGCACAGACUAUACACAGAAAAUUACUGAGUAACAUUUUAAAGGCUCCAGUAUCCUUCUUUGAUGUAACUCCAAUUGGCCGCAUCGUGAACAGAUUUUCAACUGAUGUGUUUUCUAUAGAUGAUUCUCUACCAUUUAUCAUGAAUAUAUUUCUUGCUCAAAUCUACGGUAUACUUGGGACCAUUGUUGUUACUUGCUAUGGAUUACCUUGGUUUGCAGUGCUUCUUCUUCCAUUAGGGUUGUUGUAUUAUAAGAUACAGAAUUACUACAGGCAUACGUCCCGUGAAAUUAAAAGGAUCUCAAGUGUAACAUUGUCACCUAUAUACGCUCAUUUCUCCGAGACUAUUUCUGGUAUGACUACAAUCAGAGCUAUGAGGGAACAAGAAAGAUUUCAGAAAGAGAAUCUUGAUAAACUGGACACAAACCAGAGAGCUGUAUACUCUGCCCAGGCUGUUGCUAGCUGGUUGUCAUUCUAUCUUCAGAUGUUAGGCGUUGCCAUGGUAACAGGAAUAUCAUUUAUAGCUGUACUAGAACAUCAUUUUCAGACUGUCAACCCAGGGCUGGUUGGACUGGCCAUAUCUUAUGCUUUAUCAGUAACCAAUCUGUUAAGUGGUGUGGUGAACUCGUUUGCUGAGACUGAAAAACAGAUGGUCAGUGUAGAAAGAGCACAGCAGUAUAUUGAUGAUGUUCCAAAUGAAAGAUUAGAUGGUUCCCUACUGCCACCACCCUACUGGCCACUGCAGGGUUCAAUAGUUUUCCGUCAUGUAAAAUUAAAGUACAGAAGUAACCUCACAGCUGCACUUGACAAGGUCUCAUUUGAAGUGGAACCAGCCGAGAAAGUUGGCAUUGUAGGACGGACUGGUUCCGGAAAAUCUAGCUUAUUUCUAGCCUUGUUUAGAAUGGUGGAAAUAUAUAAAGGAAAUAUAUUUGUUGAUGGUAUAGAUCUGAUUCACUUGGAUUUAAAAGACAUAAGGUCAAGGUUAGCUAUCAUACCUCAGGAUCCAUUCCUGUUUAGUGGCACAGUACGAGAAAAUCUUGACCCUACAGGGAUGUAUAAGGACAGCGAGUUAUGGUCAGUGUUAGAAAAAUGUCACCUUAAAGAAGUUGUACAGCGGUUAGGGGGUCUCUGUGGUGAUGUUGCAGAAAGGGGCCGUCAUUUCUCAGUUGGGCAGCGUCAGCUGGUGUGCCUGGCUCGCGCUUUGUUAACAAAAGCUAAGAUAUUAUGUAUAGAUGAGGCAACAGCAAGUGUGGAUUUGGAGACCGACAUGCUAAUACAGCAAACCAUUCGCUCGGAGUUUGUUGAUAGUACAGUUCUUACAAUAGCGCAUAGAAUAAACACUAUAAUGAACAGUGACAGAGUUCUGGUAAUGAAUGAUGGGAAAGUGGCAGAAUUUGCUCCUCCAGGGCGCUUGCUACAGACUCAAGAUACAUUAUUCUAUAAACUAGUCCAUGGUCAUUAGAUUUGAUUAUUGUUUUACAUAUUGUUGUUUUGAUACACCAUGCUUGUAGCAGAAUGUGUCAACCUUUUUAUUGUGCGUAAAACCGUCAAUCUUCAGUACUGUUUUAAAACCAUGUUAAGAAAAACCAUUAUUGUAAUGAUGAUUUUUAGUUCAACAGAACCUAAGGUUAAGGAUGAGCUAUUAAAAUAGUCAAGGCGAUGCUACAUGUUUUUUGCCUGUUUGUUGUCCAUAGUGCUUUUAGGUCUCAUCUAAAAUAAUUUUGGCGAGUCAUUUUAAGGGCAUAUUGAACCUCAAUUAGAAGUAAGCUUCCAACAUUUAUGUAAAAAAUUUAUUAUUGGUGGAAAACCUAAGUCUGUGACACUUCCUGAUAGUGCUACUAAGUAUUUUGAAUAAUAUUAGAUAAAUAUUUUGGGGAGUGAUUCAAGGCAACCAUUGCUCUCUUAUUGGUCAAGUAAUUUUGUUAGAUAGUAAAUUAACCAUGAAAUACUGUUGUCUUGGUUAUUGUCUCAUGAUAAGAUUUACAAAAUUUUACCUGCCUGUAAAACAUAGCAGCUAUAAGAUGUGAUCUUAAAUCUAUACUUUUUUAGCAUUACAUAAUUAUUUGACUUACUGUCACUUACAUAUUUAUGAACAAGCUUUUUAUGUGUUUUUUUUUUGUUGUUGUUUAAAUUUGCAAACAGUGUGUAUUAUACAUUUUAUUGUGAUAAUAGUUGUAACCGCUUAAAACCAUUUUUAUAUUUAUUCUAUUUGUUUAUCUAUUUCACACAGUAAGUGCACAAACAUAAUAUUAAUGGAUUUGUUAAAAAGAAAUACAGAACUCAAAUAAUGGUUAACUAAAGUGCACAUGUUAUGUGAUUAUGUAAAACUGAAAUAAUGGUUUGGAAAAAAAAUGUGGUUUCAACUUUACCUAUGCAAAAAGUGUGUUUUUUUCUAUCCAAGUUAAAGGUUCAUUUUAUGAACAAUUCAUUAAAUUAAUUUAAUUGAAAAUAAGAAUUGUUUAUAUUUCAGAGAUGUACAUGCCAUAAUUUGGAGAAAUAUUUUAUUGUUCUAAUGGCAUAUCUGCAUAGAUUUUUCAGUAUCAAAUGUUGUGUAUCCAUGAAGUCAAAGCUGAGUCAGCCACUGUGCCAAAAGUCCAAAUUGAGAAUUAUUAAAGUCUCUUAAUCAUUUUAUAUAUAAACAGCACACAUUUAUAAUCAAGACAGUAUACAUGACAUGGUUGUCUCUAAAAUUGUGCUUAAUUCAAUAACUGUUUGUUUGUUUGUUUGUUUCAUUUUACGCCUUUUUCCAACAGUAUUUCAGUCAUAUAGGCGGGUUGUUUCCUAUCCAUCAUUCCUGGAGAGUUACACCAGUAAUUUAAUAAUUAGUUUGCCUGUUCGAAGAAAAGGGAAAGCUAUUGUACGCACCAAGGUAUUGGCAUUGCACUUUGGGUAAGUUUUUGCAAGCAAAUUGGUAUCUCAAAAGUAUUGAAGGGAAUGGGUUGAAACUUCAUACACUUUUUGAGAGCAUAAUCAAAUGUCACUGUCCAAGGUCCAGAACCCUAACAUGGAUUUUGACAUAAUUAUGGCUCUUUUUGAACUUAUAAAAAUCUACAUUAUCUAGGUUCUUGCUUUACUAUCAAGCACUGAGAAUAGUCGAGCACUCAGUCCUACCAACAACUCUUGCUCUAUUUACAAGUAUAUAUACCACUAGUAUGUUAACCAUGUGAACAACACCCAGUGUUGAUUAAUUUUAUGGUUUAAAUUAACUGUAUUAUAUCACUUUAUUUCACACACACUUGUUUAGAAUAAGUGUUUCACAAUAAAUUGAUUGUUCAGCUAUUAUAUGGAAGGUUGGUUGUUCCAAUCUGGUGACUUCAAUGAGAAUUCCUACACAAAUUAAGCUAAAAACUACCCAUAUGACUUUGACAGUUUCUGUGUUACUGCUGUGUAUUACCUCUGCCCCUCAUGUUCUAUUUUACCUUAAUCAAAAAUUAACAUUAUAAGUGUAAGGUUUUUAGCUCGACUUUUCGAAGAAUAUGAGAGCUAUUGUAGUCGGCGUCAGCGUCUGCGUCGGCGUCUGUGUUGGUUAAAGUUUUUUGUAAAGUCAAAUAUCUCAAUUAUUACUUGAGAUAUUCAAUUGAAACUUACAAUACUUAUUUAUAGUUACAAGGUACAUCAGAUUGACAAGUUGGAUAACUCUGCCUACAAUAUUGACAGAAUUAUGCCCCUUUUUAACUUAGAAAUUUUAGUUAAAGUUUUUUGUAAAGUCAAAUAUCUCAAUUAUUGCUUGAGAUAUUCAAUUGAAACUUACAAUACUUAUUUAUAGUAACAAGGUACAUCAAAUUGACAAGUUGGAUAACUCUGCCUACAAUAUUGACAGAAUAUUAUGCCCCUUUGGAACUUAGAAAUUUUGGUUAAAGUUUUUUUGUAAAGUCAGAUAUCUCAAUUAUUGCUUGAGAUAUUCAAUUGAAAUUUAAAAUACUUUUUUAUAGUAACCAUGUACAUCAGUUUGCAAAAUUGUUUAACUCUGCCUGCAAUAUUUGCAGUAUUUAUUUACCCCUUUGAAACUUAGAAAUUUUGGUUAAAGGUCUUCAAAGAUAUUUACUUGAAACUUUGCACAUGCACUUAGGGUCAUAAUAGGAGGGUCAUAAUUGUAUGUCACUGACCAAGUUCCAUAACUCUAUCUUGUAUUAAGCCUAAUUCAUAUCCCCUUUUCUACUUAAUCUCUUAGUUAAUGUUUACAUGCAAGUUUUACAUAUCUCAAUAACUAUUAAAGAUAUUUAUUUAAAACUUCACAUAUGCAUUUAGGGUCAUAAUUGUAGGUCACUGACAAAGAUCUAUAAUUCUAUCUUGCAUUUAGGCUGAUUUUUCUCCCCUUUUUCAACUUAGAAAUUCAUGGUAAAGUUUUGCUUGUAAGCUGUUAUCUCAAUAACUACUGAAGGGUUUGUGCCUUUUUUGGGACAAUUUUAUGCAUUCAUAAUAAUAAAGCAGUGAUUUACUUGAUAAAACAUCUUAAUAACAAGCCUUUGUACCUUUUCUAUCAAAUUUAUGUAUUCAUAGGUAAUUAGUAUUAUUAUACUCAAUAAAACACCCUUGUGACAUUACCUUCCGAAUAGUCAAGUCAAUACUGUAUAAUUAGACUCUCUCUAAGGCCUAUAACAUGAAUUUAUAAAAAAAAAUUAGCCCUUUUGUGAACUUAAAAAUUUAACAUUAUCAAGGCUCUUUUACUAUCAAGCACUUAGAAUAGUCGAGCGUGCUGUCCUACAGACAGCUCUUGUUUUUUAACUAUUGCAUAACCAGCCUAUUGUCAGUUUAUUGAUAUACUAUCACCAGUUAUUUCAGUAUAAUACCAAAUAUAGUAAUUAUUAUAUAACAUGAAAGUGGCAUCUUACAAAUAUUAUACUAAAAUCAAAGAUAUAUUGAAUAAUGUUGAAUAAAUUAUUUUGAAAAAGAAUACUCUAGUAAGUGAACUUUAUCAGGUUCAGUUAAUUGCUGGACCACUGACAAAAUAAUGACAGUAUCUAACAACACAAACAGCUGGAAAUAAUCUUUCCAUAAGCUUACAGUAAAAGAUUUUUUAACAAAACUCUGUGAAAUUAGUGUACGUUCAGUGGUGUCAGAUCCCCUAAUAAUCUAAACACCAAAAGGUAAAAUAUUGUCAAUUUGUUAACAUGAUUUAUGUCAAUUAGAUUUCAGAUGUUUUGUCUAUACUUUAUAGCUAUUAAUCUGAAAUCAAUCUCGAAAUACACCAACUGUGGGCUGGUUUGUCCAAAGUCCAUAAAAGUUGUAGUGGAUGUGUAAUUAAAUAUCAUCUGUUUCAUGUUAACCCCUUUAAAAUCAUCACAGGAAGUCCAAAUCUCAGAUUUAUUAUUGCUGAAAGUUUCCUAAUGUCAAAAUUUUAUUCGCAUGAAAAUUGUGUACAUUGUCCUUGUAAACAAGUGUAAUUCCAUCAGUGUUGCAUUUGAUUACCAAUAUAAUGUUUUCAGUUUCUUUACAUAUGAUGCCAAUUUGUUAUUCUGUUAUCCCCAGUUCACAUCUAUUUUAUGGUCAAUACUAGAUCUGAUUAUUUCUCUUUAGUCAUUAGAGAUAGCCACAAACUUAAAUGUAAUAAGACACAACCUUGAUGUAAAAUUUCUAAUUUCUUCAGUACUUGUAAUAAGAGUAAUCUGACAAAAUGACAAGCCUGUUUAAUCUGUUUGUUUAUAUUUCCCAAUGUUCAGUUAAUUUCUAUGAUAUUUUUACAUUUUCUGUUUAUUUUCAUCUGUUGAUAGUCAACCUAUAAAUGAACCUUUUUAGAUUCUAUAGUUUUAUGUUAUCACUAUUAAUAUCUCCUGUUGUGAAAAUCUUGGGGUCAUGACAUGAAUUACUUCCUCUGGAAAUCCAACAAGGAGUUGUUGUUUUUUGGGGUUUUUUUGCAAUGUUUUUUUUGUGAUUUUGUUUUAAGUGCAUGCCUUUUGUUGUCAUGAACUUUUUUUGAUGGUUAUUUAGCCAUUGUUAUGUCAGAAACUCAGAAUAAUCUUUUACUUCAUAACAGAGAGGAUACAUUAGCAAUGAUUUUUGUUCAUUUUUAACAUCACUUACACUGUUUGACAUUAAGUUUCAUUCAUUGAUUAAUAUUUUAGAUAUUUGGUAAACAUGUAGCAGGAAUGAAUCUGCACUUUGCUGGGUUCAGGGUCUUUCAAAUAUAAAUGACUCAGAAGUUUUUAAGGUCACUUCCGUCAAUAUCAAGGUCAAUGAAGACAGUUUAAUGUAUGUUAUCAGUACAAUGUAUCUUAGAUAUUUGUUAGUAAGUAAGUACAUCACACUGACCUCUACAUUGCUGAGGGGUUUGUGUUUGAUUGGAUUAAUGAGAAUGUUGAAAUGGUAAAAAAUGUUAAAUUCUUUUAAAUUGUUUGUCAAUGUCAAAACAUAAUGAAACAUUCAGUGGUGUUACCAAUAUUCUUGAUUUAUGUAAAAGGGACUGUGAGAUAUUUCUCAAAGAUUUUUUUGUCAGACUUUAUUUAUUUAGAAUUUGGACUUUUUAAUUUAGUGUACAUACUAAAAGCAUAAUGCAAGUACUUUGUACUAAAUUGAAUGUUUGCAGUUUUACUAAUAAGCUUUCUUGAAUUGAUUUUGUAAAAUAACAUUAUACUGUUUUUAUGCAAAACUGGUUGUUGUGAAGCCCAGUUUGUCCAAAUGUUUUUUAUCAAUGUAUUUUUUUUUUGCUUUUUUAUUUUUCCACUUUAUUUCAAUUGUUAAUCAGGAAUAUCAUUCAAUCCUAUAAUAAUUAUGCUUUUUACAUGUAUAUGCAUGUUUGAAAAAAAGUUGGUUGUUUUAUGUAUCCUGGUGGGCCAUGUCCAGAUUUGUCUUAUACAUGCAUGGAUGGAUUUAGUAUUUUAUAAUACAAAUGUUGACCACCAUGAGAUGUAGUGUCAUGCUCAUCAUACAUGUCAAGGUCACACUUCCAGGUCAAAGGUAAUUGCUUGUCUAGAACAGAAAUCUACAUGCAUUGAAGAAUUUGAUAUAACUUUGCAUGUAAGCCGGAGUGUCGCACCAAUAUUCAGGUGUCAGUCUUCAAGGUCAAACUUAGAUUUCAAAUAUAUGAAAAUAUAAAAAUGUUUGUACUGUCAAUGUAAUUGUCUUGAUUUGAUGGAUUGUAUUAAAAUGACUGUGAUGUACCUGCAUAAUCCAGGACAAUAUAUGCAAGGUCAAGGUCACCAGAGAUGAUGAAAUGUUAAUAUUUAACCCUGAACAUAUCUUCCACACGAAUGGAUUUUAAGUAUGACUUGAUACAAAUGCUCACCACUAUAGCACCUAUUGUCUGAGCAUACCUCAUGUCUCUAGGUCAAAGGUCAAGGUCAUAGGAAAAUGCUUGUCUGGAAAAUAAACUUCUACAUGCAUUGAGGGAUUUUGAUGUAACAUGGCACAAAUGUUCAGAAUUUGAGCUGGAAUGUCGCACACAAAAUCCAUGCCCCUAUGUAUCCGACACAAAUAUGAAAAUGAAUGUAUGGACAAUACAAAAGUCAUGAAUUGAGGAAUUAUAUCAAAAAUGUAUUCAGUCAUGGGACAAAAUCUUACUUAAUGUGUGUGAGAUCAAGCUCACCAGAGACACAAUGAAAUGUCAAGAUUUUAUUGUGAGCAUAUUUAUUGUAGGCAUGAUUGGAUUACUUGAAUUAUCACCAACAUUAGAAAUAGUGGUGAACCCAUGAAGUAGGUCGAUUGGUCAAGGACAUAGUAAGUGGUGAGGAAAAUAUAUGCAUUGGGAGAUUGUUAUAUAACUUGGCAUAAAUGUUCAAUAUUGUAAGUUGAAGUGUUGUGUGCAAAAAAUUAUUAAAUGAGGGAUUUUAAUAAAAAUGUUUAUUAUGAGACUGAGCCUUUUUUUGAUGGGCACAUUUUGUGACUAUUGCACUUUUGUUCUUUUUUGUUGUCAUUAUAUUUUAAAACCUUGUUACAAUCAUUAACUUGUUUUUAUUAAGUCAUGCUAUAUUUCAAUACUUUUUGUAGCAUACAAUUAGAUAUAUUUUAUUGCAUGCUUUUUAUUUGUUUAUUUUUUGACCUCCUUUCUCUGUGAUAAUAGCUUGGGUUGUGCAAUAAAAUGACUCCAGCAA